GGCAGAGAGCAGUGUGCUCCUAAAAGACAUCUUUCAACAACUGUAGAAGAGCUAAAACGAUUUAAUGCAAGGAGAAAAUUAAAAGGUGCUGUAAUAGCAGCUGUUUCAAGUCCUAAAUGGAAUAAUUUUUAUUAUGAUCCUAUUCAUGAUGGAAGUUCUGAAUAUGGGAUAGAAGAUGAAAUUACUGCUGCAGGUGCUAUAUCUGUAGUUUUAGAUAGCUUAGACACAAUACAGUGCUUAUCAGAUAGUUCCAUCAAAGAUAGAGAUUUCCUUUUAUAUAUUUUGGAAGAUGAAAAGCUUCAAACCCUGCUUGAUCUGUAUGAUAGGAUAAGUUCACGAUUAUACAGUCCUGCCAGGUGUCCUGUGUCAGAUGCCUUACCUGCAGCUAGAGAAGUACUAGAGUUCCUACAUGUAAAUUCCAGUAAUUUGCCACCAGAAGCUUCUGAAUUAAGAGCAAUCCUUUGUGAUCCCUAUGUGAGGUCCUUACUACAAGCACAUGAUGUAUUAUCUCAUGAAGUAUAUGGAGAAGAUGCAAUUUGUGUAACACCUCCUCCAGUUGCUUGCUAUACUAAUGGUGUUCAAGGAAUGGAAACUGAAAUUGGGCCUGAAGCUGAAACUGUCACUCGAGUUCGUCUUGUUCAGUUUCAGAAAAAAACUGAUGAACCUAUGGGCAUUACCCUGAAGCUUGAUGACAAAGGGAGAUGUAUUGUUGCUCGUAUUAUGCAUGGUGGAAUGAUAUACAGACAAGCUACUUUGCACGUUGGGGAUGAAAUACGAGAAAUUAAUAAUGUUAGUGUUGCAAAUCAAACAGUAGAUGCUCUUCAGAAGAUGUUACGAGAUGCAAGAGGAAAUGUUACUUUCAAAAUUGUUCCCAGUUAUAGAACCGGCCCUCCAAUCUGUGAAAUAUUUGUUCGGGCACAGUUUGAUUAUGAUCCAAAAGAUGAUGAUCUCAUACCAUGUCCUCAGGCAGGCAUUAAAUUUAAAACUGGAGACAUUUUGCAAGUAAUCAGUAAAGAUGAUCACAACUGGUGGCAAGCAAGGAAAGAAAACUCAGAUACUACUGCUGGUCUCAUUCCUUCUCCAGAACUUCAGGAAUGGAGGGUAGCAAGUUUAGCAAUGGAACGAUCUCGCAAUGAUCAAGUUAAUUGUUCAUUUUUUGGGCGGAAAAAGAAGCAUUAUAGAGAUAAAUACUUAGCAAAGCAUAAUGCUGUUUUCGAUCAGUUAGAUCUUGUAACAUAUGAAGAAGUAGUGAGGUUACCUGGAUAUAAAAGGAAAACUUUGGUUUUACUUGGAGCCCAUGGGGUUGGAAGGCGCCAUAUCAAAAAUACGCUUAUUAGUAAUCAUCCUGACAAAUACGCUUAUCCAAUUCCUCACACAACUCGUUUACCAAGACCAGGGGAAGAAAAUGGGAGAAAUUAUUAUUUUGUUUCUCAAGAAGAGAUGAUGUCUGAUAUCACUGCCAAUGAAUAUUUAGAAUAUGGUACUCAUGAAGAUGCAAUGUAUGGAACUAAAUUGGAAACCAUAAGAAGGAUACAUAAAGAUAACAAAAUAGCCAUACUAGAUGUUGAGCCUCAGGCUUUAAAGAUUCUUAGGACUGCUGAAUAUGCACCGUUUGUUGUUUUUAUUGCUGCUCCUACCCUUGCUAAUAUUAGAGAUGCUGAUGGCAGUCUUGAACGAUUGGCAAAAGAAAGUGACCUUCUGCAGCAAGCCUAUGGACAUUAUUUUGAUGUUACAAUAGUUAAUAAUGACAUUGAAGAAACUAUACAUGCUUUAGAGAAAGCUAUUGAGAAUAUUAGUACAGUUUCACAAUGGGUGCCUGUCAGUUGGGUGUACUGAAAAAAAACCAUUAUGCAAUUUUUUUUUUUUUUUUUUUUUUUUUUUUUUUUUUUUUUUGAAAAAUUUGAGUGUUUUCACACAGUUUGGUGUUUCAAAGUUCAUCAUUUUCAUCGUUGGAUCAUUCAUAUGAAAAAGAAGAAAUGAAAUUUGAAUAUAAAACAUGCAUGGUUAAGAAAUUCAAUGCUAAAAAAAAUCUUUUGUGUUACUUCACUGACAAUUUAAAUUGAUUAUAUCAAAAUAUUUUAUAUUAUGCGUAUUAAACAUAAAAUAUAUGCUUAUUUUAUGAUUUAAUAUAGUUCUAAAAUUCCGUUUGUUCCUUUUGUUUAUUUUUGCAAAUUAACAUAGUUUAAAAGCAUUUGGCAUCUGUUAUUUUUUCAUUGCUUCUAUUGUACACUUGCCGAAAAAGGUACACCAUUUUUUUCCUCAUGUAAGAUUACGUUAGGUACAAAAACUAGCUUGUUAAACAUUUUUUUUUUAAAUUCAUAUUCAGAGGCCAUUAAAUUCUCUUAAAUUGUCACAAAAGUAACAAAAAGGAUAUGCAAUUUAGAAGAUACCACCAAUCAUAUAGGGACAGUGUAAUACUGUCCCAUGCCUUUUCAUUCCUUACAUCUGGGUGAAUAGGGUAAUACACCCAUUCAUGUGAUGAUGAUAAACUCAGUUUGUGCUGAAGUUAAUACAUGGUGCUCAAAUCAAGUCAGAUCUCAUGAACUGCAUUUAUCAUAGUAAAACAUUUUAUGUUAUUACUGUAUGUAAGCAUGGUGAGAACAAGUUGCCAUUAGAUGGUUAAGUUGUAGAUUCUGAUAUUUUUAUUUCGUAAUUUAGCAAACUUAUUAAGAUGUCCAAUUGUAAAAAGAAAUGAUGACUUAUCUUUUUAGUCAUAUUUAUGCAGCUAAGCUAUAUUGGAAGGUUUUCCUUUUGAAAUGUUUUCUACCAAAUGUAAAAUGAUCUACCUAAAGAUGUUAUCAGAAUAUGGAAGAUACUUUUCAUAUUUUAAUUCUUAUAUUUGUUUAAACAAAUUUUUAAAGACUCUAUAGUUCUGUGAUCUUCCGCAAAAGAAAAUUGAAACAGAUAGUAAAUGCAUUUUUGGUGUUCACUUGUGUAGCAAUAAAACUGUGUGCAGAAUUUUA
Stegodyphus dumicola is the source of this 2963-nucleotide messenger RNA. Its product is annotated as peripheral plasma membrane protein CASK-like. Lineage: Eukaryota; Metazoa; Arthropoda; Arachnida; Araneae; Eresidae. The record is from RefSeq and is a predicted model, not a curated record. Gene Ontology annotation, molecular function: ATP binding; protein kinase activity; protein binding. Gene Ontology annotation, biological process: protein phosphorylation.